GGUACAUAUCCGCCCAUAACCGCAAGCUGCUCACUAAUUCAACCCAUUCGGUGCAUACUAAAUCGUCCGCUCCUUCUCUCAAACUUGCAUAUUCCUCCGCCGGCCGCAAUCGGUGUAUCUAUCAAGUCAAAUACGACUCCACCUAUGGCAUCACCUCACCUGCGCUCAUUUGCAGCUUCAACCUUUAACAGACUUGCUUUUCUUUCUUCCAAGCCCCCAACCAGCAAACCUAGUUUUGGUUCCUUUUCCUCUAUUAUAUCACCUAUUAGAUUUCAACAGCAACCCAUCAGAACAAUGUCCUCCACCGAAGCCCCCAAAAAGGUAGAAUGGCUCGUCGUCAUCCCCGACUUCCCCGGUGCUCAUGAGAAGCGUCUCGAGGUCCGGCCUCAACACUUCGGCGGCCUCAAACCAGCUGUCGAUUCCGGCCUCUACAAAAUGGGCGGUGCCGUCCUCAACGAGCCCCCCCAGGGUUCUGACCCGACCAAGUUCUCUUUCGCAGGCAGCACCAUCGUCAUCAGCGCCGCCUCCCGGGAGGAGAUCAAGGAGGUGUUGAGAAAUGACAUCUACGCCAAGGAGGGAGUCUGGGAUGUGGAGAAUGCCCAAAUGUGGCCCUUCCUCUGCGCCUUCCGGUUCCCAGUCCCUGGACAGGACGAAAAGUUCCCUGACCCUAAUACCAAGCAGUAGGAAGUUGGUGUAUGUGGUGGGGAGAAGAGAGAGAAGAGAGUGUGCAUUUGAUGAUGUCCAUGACUGUGUUGCGCCGGAAUUUUAAUUCUUCGUCUAAAAUCACACACUCAAUACAAUAGGCCCCUGAGACCACGAUAGAUCAAAUAUGAUUAAUUCAUGUCGGAA
Molecule: messenger RNA, 849 nt
Organism: Podospora bellae-mahoneyi
Lineage: Eukaryota; Fungi; Ascomycota; Sordariomycetes; Sordariales; Podosporaceae
Exons: 3
Coding region: 145-684 (179 amino acids)
Source: RefSeq, a predicted model, not a curated record